CUUAACAAAGGAUAAACAGAUUCUCUUCAGUCCUGCAGUAAUACUAAAAGCAAUGAACUACACAAUGGAGAGAAGCAAAAUUCAAUGUCUCUAUGAUGCCUGUAAUCUAAUUUUCACACAGGAGGAACCUCCAACCUACCAAAAGAUUCAAUGGCUCAAAAAUUUCCUAGAUACCAUGGAAGCCAUAGAUGUUGGCAUUGAUGAAUUCAACAUAAAUGGAUCUCUGCCAAAAUGGGCUAAAUCAUCAAGCAUAGAGGUUUGUGAUGGAUUGAUUUGUGGGCAAGGAGUCUCAGAAAUUACCUACAUUCACAUCUAUGAAUGCAACUUCUUUUCUAUUGGUGUGUUUUGCUUCCCUGCUGGAGCGAAAUUACCUCUUCAUGAUCACCCAGGGAUGACAGUGUUAACCAAACUUCUGUAUGGUUCUGUCUAUGUUAAAGGAUAUGAUUGGAUCAAGGUGGAGAAGUCUAAUAACUAUAAAACAGUGGGAUUAGCAGCUAAAGCUGUAGAUGGCAUUAUAAGAGCUCCAAGCGAAGCAACAAUUCUGUUCCCUAGGAGUGGUGGAAACAUACACUCCUUCACUGCCUUGACUCCUUGUGCCAUUUUAGAUGUAUUGUCACCACCAUACUCUGAGGAAUUGGGGAGGCCAUCUACUUAUUUUUCCGAAAUCUUCGUUACAUCGCUUUGUGGUUAUGCAAUAUUGGAGGAAAGAGAUUUACCAGAUGAUCUAGUUGUUACUGGGGCACCAUAUCUCGGUCCUCGACUCGUUACCAGUGAUGAGUUUGCUUGAAAAACAAAUGGAGUCUGCAGCUUCUUUUACUGUAUAUAGCUUCUGUAUAUUUAAAA
Telopea speciosissima is the source of this 843-nucleotide messenger RNA. RefSeq names its product plant cysteine oxidase 1-like. Gene Ontology annotation, molecular function: oxidoreductase activity, acting on single donors with incorporation of molecular oxygen, incorporation of two atoms of oxygen. NCBI's taxonomy places the organism in Eukaryota, Viridiplantae, Streptophyta, Magnoliopsida, Proteales, Proteaceae. The record is from RefSeq and is a predicted model, not a curated record. The transcript has 5 exons. The coding region runs from base 53 to 787 and encodes 244 amino acids.